Molecule: messenger RNA, 831 nt
Organism: Pipistrellus nathusii (Nathusius's pipistrelle)
Lineage: Eukaryota; Metazoa; Chordata; Mammalia; Chiroptera; Vespertilionidae
Source: the annotation of a GenBank genome assembly
AUGACUCGGUUCCUGGGCGCGGUUCGCAGGGUCGCUCUGGCCGCCGUGCGCUGCCGCAGCGGCGGGCUCGGCAUGUUCUACGCCGUGAGGAGGGGCCGCAAGGCCGGGGUCUUCCUGACCUGGGACGAAUGCAGGGCGCAGGUGGACCGGUUCCCCGCCGCCCGGUUCAAGAAGUUUGCCACCGAGGAGGAAGCCUGGGCCUUCGUCAGGAACUCGGGGAGCCCUGCUUCGAAAGGGCAGGAGGACAAGCUCGUGGCCGAAUCACAGGCGAAAGCCAGCAAGCGGAGCCGGGAGCCCCCGGCUGACGGGGAGGAGAACGCGGAGCCCCGAGCCAAGCAUGUGAAGCCGGAGGAGGAGGCAGCCCCUCUGGUGGACAAGGACACGUUCUCUUACAUGGGCGAAUACGUCGUCGUCUACACGGACGGCUGCUGCUGCGGCAACGGGCGCCGGCGGGCGCGCGCGGGCAUCGGCGUGUACUGGGGGCCCGGCCACCCUCUAAACGUGGGCAUGAGGCUUCCUGGGCGGCAGACCAACCAGAGAGCAGAAAUCCACGCAGCCUGCAAAGCCAUCGCGCAGGCCAGGGCUCAGAACAUCACCAAGCUGGCUCUGUACACGGACAGCAUGUUCACCAUCAACGGCAUCACCAGCUGGGUCCAGGGCUGGAAGGAGAACGGGUGGAGGACGAGCGCCGGGAAGGCGGUGACCAACAAGGAGGACUUCAUGGAGCUGGACAGGCUCGUCCAGGGCGUGGACGUGCAGUGGCACAGGUGUUACGCGCAGAGAAGCCUGGGAACUCCUGAGCAGCCAGACCAGCUUGUCACGAACAGCUGA